Symbiodinium natans is the source of this 3828-nucleotide messenger RNA. Lineage: Eukaryota; Dinophyceae; Suessiales; Symbiodiniaceae. The record is from the annotation of a GenBank genome assembly.
AUGUACGGCGACCAAGGUGGUUUCCACCGUGUGGGUCACCUCUAUGAGUUUUUUCAGUUUCAGUACUUCAAUGGAGGUCAGUUCGCUCACCCAGACUUUGAGUUCAUGGAGGAGGAAUGGGUUUGGCGAUACAAACCUUUGAAUAUCAAGGUCUGGGCGGAUUUGCUGGAUCUAUCUGAAAAAGAGGCCGCGUCUGUGGUUUCCUUCCACUACACGAACCAUUUGGGUUUUCGCUGCGCCACUGACUUCACGCGCGACACGGCCGAAAUCCUCUGUUCCAUCAGCGCCGCCUCUUCUGUGGCUCCAACGCCAGGGCUUUUCACGGUCCACAUCGAACGCGGUCCGGAUGAGCGGCAGAACCUGGCAGAUCGACUGAGUGAUGAAGCUGGCUGCAACUAUUGCAUUCCCAUUCUGCACCCGGCUGGAAUCGAGCUGCCAUUCUUCCAGCCAGCUGGGCCGGCGACCACCAAAGUUCUGGCAGUAAGGGGUGAUGUCGUGAACUUGUGGACCCGGUUGGAAUUACGCCUUUGCGAAAGAUUAGAUGCUCUGAAAGGAAGCGACGAAGCGAUGAUUUGCAGGGCAAAGCACAGGUUGGCCAACGUUGUGUCGGCUCGUGGCAACUUCAAGGAAGCCGCGGGCCUGUUAAGUGAAGCGCAUCUUCAAGUGGCCGAUGGUGGAGGGAGUCUGGUGAAGGUCCUGAUUUCCGAAGAGAAAUGGGCUGAAGCAGAGAAGAUUCUGAAGAUCCUCUUGGACAACACUCCGGAAAGUGGAAGUGGAACGCGGCAUGAAGGGCAUGAAGGGCAUGAAGUGGACAGCACACGCUUGGUUCGAUUGGGAUACCAGGUCGACUUGGGACGUCUUUUGGCAUCACAGAGGAAGAGGACGCAGGCCAUCCAACUUCUCCAAGCUGAGAUUGCGAGUUCUCCCGUUGCACACCCAGAUGCCAUGGAGGCGCAGCAGCACCUGGCGCAGAUUCUCAUCGAAGUCGGCCAGUUCGAAGAAGCUGAGAAGUUGUACAGGGAUCUUUUGAUGCAGCACCAAAAGAUUUUGGGCAGGCAGCAUCCAGCCUCUUUGAGACUCCUGUGUCAUUUGGCCAAUACUCUGCACGAACAGCAUGAACUCGAUGAUGCCGAAAGUUUGUUGAAGGAAGCCCUGACAGCUUACCAAGAACUCUUCGACCUGACGCAACAAGCAUCCCUCUCGUGCCUGACUGAUCUAUCUACUCUUUGGGCCUCCCCAUAUUCCUGGUGGUUCCAUGAGAAGCCUGGACAGAAGGAAACAGCCAAGAUCUAUUUGUCACAUGCCUCAAGCGUGGCUGAGUGGCAGUGGGAUGAUGUGACAGAUGUCUAUCCAAACGCUGUUUGCAAAGCCGAUGAUCGUUUCUGGUAUUCCUACAGUUUCAUUGGUUGCUUGCAAAGCAUUGACCCCCAGAAGGCCUUCGAAAUGUGUCAUGUGCUUUGCACACGCGUGGAAGAGGAAAAACAACCGAAAUGGCAGAUACGCCUCUACAAGAACCGGCGCGAUGGGAUCAAGAAAAACUUGUGUAAACAGGUCUUGUCCCGACUUUGGUCAGCUUUCGGAAUCUUUCUGGAUUUGCUGAUGGCUUACCUGAUUUGUGCCUUCAAUGUGUUGAAUCUGCAGCCCUCGCAGUCCAAUCAAACUCCCAGUUGGCUUGCGCUGGCAACGGCUGGAGAGGUAAGUGAAGAGGUCAACUUGAACGAACUGGGUGAGCUGGGCUGCUCAGGCAUGACGAUGUGCUGCACAUUUUUCGCAAUCGUUGACAUCUUCGCGCAGCUUUGGCAGUGUGUGUAUCUGCGGGUUGUCAAUGCGGAGAUGGGCAGAUGGGGCUUUGCUUAUCGAUGCGAACUGGAAGCUUGGAAAAGCGCGUGGCUGCGGUAUGAAUCCUUCGCAGUCUUGGUCUAUACUGUUCACACCUUGGCAUUCAUGAUUGGGGCUGCUUCGCAUGGGGAAGUCAUAUUGUCUUCAUGCACUUGGACCACUUUUUUCUGUUGGUUUUGCUGGGAGCUUUCAUUGCGCUGCAUGGAGAUUCUCUUCAGAGUGCACCCGCUAUCAGUCUGUUUGGUUUCGGUCUUGGUGAGCGUGGUCCGAACGACCGCCUUGCAUUUCCACUUGGACAAGGUGAGACAGAUCAGCAGCUGGGCUGAGGUCCCGUGGACGUCCAUUUGGCUUCUCUACUUCUUUUCCUCCACUUUUUUGAUGCCGCUGAAAGAGUCGGUUCCGUUUCUGGUGCGGGUUGUCAUGGAAGGCAGAACAGUGGAGAUGCUGUGUCGGCUGCUGGGUACGCAAAAUUUUCAAAAGGAUAAGCUGGAGGAGGAAGCAAGCAGAUCUGGGGCAGGACGCGCCAGCAGAAAAGCCACACCUGUGGUGAAGCACGCUGCAACACUCCUGUGGUGCGUGGCUUUUACGGCUCUGUGGUCGAUAGAUGGACUCUGCUGGGGUGACUAUGUCGUUUCUGGUGCCACCGGAGCUGGCCGGCUUGGCAAUGGUGACUACAGCUACGCGGGUGAGUACAAUGGCAGGCCAUCCUAUGGUCAAAUGGGGGGUGGCCGGGGACAUAUCCGGAUGAACGAUGAGCAGCGCUGGGGUCUGCGUGUGGGAUCUGGAGUUUAUUGGGGGCCCAAGGAAUUCCAACCACCUGUUGGCCGAUGGAUCAAUCCAAGCUGUGAAGAAUGCUCUGGUCUGCCACCGCGUGUUGAUUCCUGCGAGUCUGGGUGUGAUUUUAUGGUGACCGGUGCGGGUGGUAAGGGCCUAGGUUGCAACGGCAACUACACCUAUGCUGGAGAGAAAAAUAACAGACCCUUCUACAGGCAUGCGAAUGGACAUGCAGAAAUAUAUUUUCAAUCCACCUGGAAACUGACCACGCGUGCAGUGCAACAAGAACUUGAUCCAGGAUUUACGCUGGACUAUUUGUAUGAACCUCCCGUUUCCCAACAGCUGCCCACUGGGCAGUGGAUCACUGAUGGAGGAUGCGGAAGCAAUGCCGACCCAGCGCCGACUGUCACGAUGUGCGAGGGAUGCGACGUUGAUUACAUAGUGACUGGAGCAGGGGGUGUGGGUUCCAGCUGCAAUGGCAACUACAGCCUUUUCAGGGCUGACUCGCUUGAAUUUUCUCAGGUUUACGGGCGUGGCAAAAGCUUUUACCGAAAGACAUCUGGGGAAGGCUGGAUUUCUCUCGACUCCAUCGGCAGAUGGAAGAUGCGAUGCAGGAACAGCUCCUUCAGUCCACAGGCGAUGGACGUCUGGCAUUAUGCCGAGCCGAAGAAGUUGACACCUCCCACCGGGCAGUGGGCCUCCGCCAAGCCAUGCCAUUGUUCUUACUCCGGAGCCGUGGUGUCCCGGUGCAGUGAGUGCAGUGAGAAGACGUAUGUCGUGAGUGAACUGGCUCAUCCACAUGACCGCGCCAAUGGUGAAUACCAUUUUUCCACAGAGAAAAAUGGCAGGCCUCAUUUCGAAAAGACCUCUGGUGACGCUCAUUUGGAAUUUUCGGAUGGUGGCCGUUGGAUGCUGAAGCUGGAGAUGGACGCGGCCGAAAGCAUUUCGGUUCCGCAGGUAUAUUUUGGUCCGGGCCAGGGGAAGCUUCCCCUGGGGCCAUGGAAAUGGGUUGGGAGCAACGCAACAGAGGAACACAAUGCCAUCAUGUCGGAAUGCUCUUCAGGGAUUUCACGGGUUUUCGUGCUUGUUGCGAUGCUUCUGGCGUUUGCAACUUCCAUCUACACCUGCUACAUCAUCAGGAGAAUCAAGCGCAUGGAAGUGGGAAUCGAGAGCGAAGAACAACCUACUGAUGUAAGAAUUUGCGUUGGGAGAUGA